Molecule: messenger RNA, 2277 nt
Organism: Bufo bufo (common toad)
Lineage: Eukaryota; Metazoa; Chordata; Amphibia; Anura; Bufonidae
Gene: CLK3
Product: CDC like kinase 3
Exons: 14
Coding region: 348-1787 (479 amino acids)
Biological process (GO): protein phosphorylation
Molecular function (GO): ATP binding; protein kinase activity
Source: RefSeq, a predicted model, not a curated record
GCUACCUCUAGCUGACGUCACGGGAUCCCCGUACUAGCGGCUGUGCUCGCGGUGAACUAGGUAACGGGCGACGAGCUGUCGGUAGUGAGGCUUUCCCUUGGUCCCGGUUGCUGGUUACAGUGGUUCUGCACUCACCUCCUGUUUGGUGUUUCCUGCGCGGCGUGAACUGAGGAAACGGGAAGUGUGGAGUUGUAAGAAGUGCUGAGCAGCGCCGAGGUCCGGUCCUGUUCCCGAAUGUGAGGCGGGGGUAAUGCCAGCCAGUCUUCUGUAUACUUUACAUGUGAUUGUGGAAGAGUCGGAAGCAUGAUUGUUAAAGCUGGGCCUUUUCCAUUCUGACAACAGCUACAAUGCAUCGGAGAAAGAGACGCUGGUCGCCUCAAGACACCAAACCAUGGAAAAGACAGAGAUUUUCUCGCAGCUGGGAACGUGAUGGAAGAAUCAGACCUUCUCCUUAUUGGAAAUUGCCAGCAAGAUCUCGCUCCAGGAGCCACAAAAAGGCUUACUGGGAGAAUGCGCACCAGGCAUGGUCUAGGAAUGACCGUGGCACCCACAGCAUUUCUUUCCAAAGUGGGAGCUAUUCUACAAAAUCAUCUGUUGCAGAGAAGUCUAGAUCUAGAAGGCAUCAUCAUAAUCAUCAUGCCUCUCGCAGGCAUCGCUCCAGAUCGGGUAGCUUUUCUUCGAAGAGCCAUCGCAGUGCUAAGGACAGCCAGGCUAUUGAAGAUGACAAGGAAGGGCACCUGAUGUGCCGGAUUGGAGACCGCAUCUUGGACAGAUAUGAAAUUGUGAAAAUUCUUGGAGAGGGGACCUUUGGUAGAGUCGUGGAGUGCUUGGAUCAUCACAGUGGCAGCACCAGAAUCGCUUUGAAGAUCAUACGGAAUGUAAGAAAGUACCGGGAGGCAGCCCUGCUGGAGAUUAAUGUUCUAAAAAAAAUUCAAGAACAAGACGUGGAAAGUAAAAACAUGUGUGUAAUGAUGUGGGAUUCAUUUGAGUACCAUGGGCAUCCGUGCAUUGCUUUUGAGCUGCUUGGAAAAAGCACUUUUGAUUUCCAGAAGGAGAACAAUUACCUGCCGUUCCCCCUCACACAGAUUAGGCACAUGGCCUUCCAGCUGUUUCAUGCAAUAAAGUUUCUGCAUGACAACAAACUGACGCACACAGAUUUAAAGCCUGAGAAUAUUCUUUUUGUGAAUUCAGAUUUUUACACAUUCUACAAUGGAGCAAAGAACUGUGAAGAAAAAUGUGUGAAGAAUUCCAGCAUCCGCCUAAUAGAUUUUGGCAGCGCUACUUUUGACCAUGAAUAUCAUAGCACCAUUGUGGCCACACGUCACUAUCGCCCUCCAGAGGUUAUUUUGGAGCUAGGCUGGGCUCAGCCUUGUGAUGUGUGGAGCUUGGGGUGCAUCAUGUUCGAGUAUUACACUGGAUCCACUCUUUUCCAGACGCAUGAUAAUCGAGAACACUUAGUUAUGAUGGAGAAAAUCCUUGGACCAUUACCCCGCCGCAUGGUAUACAAAACAAAGAAACAAAAAUAUUUCCAAAAUGGAUCACUUAUCUGGGAUGGGACCUCGGCUGAUGGUCGAUACGUCAAUAAAAAUUGCCAUCUUUUGAGGACCUACAAGAGAGAAGAUUCCCCUGAGCAUGCUGAGUUCUUUGAUCUGCUCCAACGGAUGCUGGAGUAUAGCCCUACACUAAGAAUCACUCUAGAUGAAGCCCUGAGACACCCUUUCUUUGCCAGACUGAAACCUGAAGAAAGGAAACUAGGAAGUAGAACAUCCAGGAACCUUAGCCGAUAAGGAAGAUGACAUUUUAAUCAUUUGUCACUAUCCAUCCUUUAAACAUUACAUUUGACAAAUAUUCUGAACUUAAGACUCCUUGGACACUUUUUCUUCAACACACAAAAUAAACAAGAAGUAGAACCAGCACUAUUUUCUUGUAUUAAACUCUGCUUAAUGUCUUAAAAACUUGUGAUGCCUAUUAGAAUCCUUAUUGUCAGUAUUCCACAUGUGAAGACUGCGAGUGAACCAUGAGCCCUCAAAACGAAGAACUGCUGAAAACUGUAUGGUGAACACUGUGUAUAGAGCACUUGAUAAAGCAUGUGCUGAAUAGUACUGUAUAUAUGUACAUUUGUAAACUCAGGGAUGUAUGGGGGAACAUGUAAGUAUCAAGAAUGGAGUGAUUUCACUUUGUAUAAAAAGCUCACUGUUGCAUGUGUGACAGGUACUUGGAGCGGUCUUAAUAUUUUUGUAAUUGUGCUGUCUGAUAAAUAAACUUGGAAAAGAUAUA